Messenger RNA from Carlito syrichta (Philippine tarsier), 637 nucleotides. RefSeq names its product tachykinin 3 (gene TAC3). Gene Ontology annotation, biological process: tachykinin receptor signaling pathway; positive regulation of blood pressure. Lineage: Eukaryota; Metazoa; Chordata; Mammalia; Primates; Tarsiidae. The transcript is spliced from 7 exons. The record is from RefSeq and is a predicted model, not a curated record. Bases 77 to 418 code for a protein of 113 amino acids.
GCGUGUGGGGCUCCCAGCCAGCUCCAGAUCCUGCCAGAACCUCCAGCCCCAGGCACAGAACUGUUCCACAGCUACCAUGAAGAGUGCACUGCUCUUCACAGCCAUCGUGGCCCUCAGCCUGGCUCAGAACUUUGGGGCUGUCUGUGAGGGGUCGCAGGAGCAGAAGGACCCGAGUAUCUACCAGCUGCUCCGGGGACUCUUCGAAAGCCGGCCAGUCAGUCUAAAGGACUUGCUCAAAGAGCUGAGCAAGGCGGCCACUGAUUCUAAGGGACCGUUUCUUCCCCAGAAACGUGACAUGCAGGACUUCUUUGUGGGACUUAUGGGCAAGAGGAAUACCCAGCCAGCCUUUCCUACUAAUGUGAAUCAAGAGAAAGUCUCCAGCCUGGGUACCCUCAAGAAUCUCCCCAAUGCAGAAUGAGCACUCCUCUUCUGGACCCCUGGACUGCAUCAUGAAGACCUGUCUCCCUGUCCCAACCCCAGUGCACGCUCUCUCGUUUUUCUUUCUCUUCCCGGUUCUUGUAACAUCCCUGUGCUUUGACUCCCUCUCCUGUCUUCUACCCGAGCCUGGUGUAGAAACUGCAUAUGGAUAUCCCCAAUCCUAGCGGGCAUUGACUAUAGACGCGCCUGGAGUUUCUGU